Messenger RNA from Paramecium sonneborni, 655 nucleotides. The record is from the annotation of a GenBank genome assembly. NCBI's taxonomy places the organism in Eukaryota, Ciliophora, Oligohymenophorea, Peniculida, Parameciidae.
AUGAAAUCAAAAAAACAUAUUAGAUCAUCUUCUACUCAAUUUGAAAUGUUGAUGUUGAAAUUUAAUUGGAGCAUGAAAAUGAAUGCGCUUCAAAAGAUAUUUGUUAAAAGAUGCAAAUAACCAUUAAACGAUCUCAAAAAUCACAACAAUGAUAGAUCAAUCAAAAGACAUGUUAGACAUUUAUCAGAUCAAGUUGAUGAAUCUAUGGAAUAACAUAAAUUAAUUGAAUUACUAAAACAUAGAAGAACUCCAACUGAUAAUUUUCAAAAGUGUGAUACUUCUGAUAUAACUCGAAUCUAUAGUAAUAGAAAACGAGAAGAAAAUUCUUUAUUCUUUUAACCUGAUGAGAAUACUAGAAUUAAUGAAUAAUUUUUAGCUCUAUUUAAGGAUCGAAAAGAUUAGACGUAUUUUGGCAUAUUGAGUAAAUAGCAUUCCAAUAUUAGCUCCAAGAACUUAAGUUGAAUAAGAGAAUCUCUAAAAAAUGUUGGAAUAUAAAAAACUGAAUUAAAAUGAUCUCUUUACUUUUAUUCAAUUGGUCAAGAAACCUCGAAUUGUUGUCGAAGAAGAAAAAAAAUCGUAAUUAUAGUCAAGCGUUAAUUUUAAACUCCUAAUUUUCUUAACACUAUUACUAUUAAUUGCAAUAACAUUUAUUUGA